AGCCGAUCCAUUCCGAAUGUGUUACCCGCAGAGUCAUGCUCUGCACCUGCACACACCAACAUCUAAGAAAAUAACAUCAUAUGAAAAUGAAUACGGAUCGUUUUAGCCUCACAGUUGACGAGUAUUUAGCUGACACGAAUGUCCUGUUGUAUCUCAAUGAUGCAGUCACACAACUACUUGAACAUAAAGAGGAAUACACCCAAUUUGGUGUGGUCAGAUAUUUUGCAGAAUAUUUUACCAGUGUGAAGAAUGGAAAUCAUGUGCUCUUCAGGGAGUUUAAUUACAUCAAGGCAACGCCUCAUAAUAGAGUGUCCUUCAUUCACAUAUUCUGGAAAUGCUUCAGACAGAUUGGAAAAAAUGGAGAUUUAUUGUCAAUGUCCGAGUACAGUUCACUCUUACAGCUGUUAUGCCCAGACUUUCCAGUUGAGAUGAUACAAAACACAGCCAGGAUUGUCCUGAUGGAUGAUGCCAUGGACUGUCUAAUGUCAUUUUCAGAUUUUAUCUAUUCAUUCCAAAUCCAGUUCUAUUAUGAAGAGUUUGUGGAGAGCGUAUCCAUGAUAUACCAAGACCUGCUCUCUGGGAAGAAUCCAAACACUGUUAUAGUUCCAACUUCUACAUCAGUGGAGCAAUUAUCCAGCACAGCCAAUGAGAAGCCAGAUCCUCAGGAAGGUGUAGACUCAUCCAUCUUAUGUGAAUGCAUAGAAGCACUUUGCGAGAGGUUCAAACACAAACAUCCCUCGACAGCUGCUAUUAAGGAAAUACUAGAGAGCAGUCAGCAGGUGUCUUUCUAUGGCUUUCUGAUGGCCUUGGCCAAACAUGAGGGAAUAAACCAAGAAAUCGAUGCUCUUCCAAAUAAAUCGGACCUGCUGAUUGAUCCAGAGAUGGACCAGGAGCUGGAGAGACUCAUAGCUCAAGUGGCCAUCAGCCCCACAUCUAACAGCAGCAGCAGUGCCGUAGGACAGAAGGACUCGUCCAAAAAAGCCUCGCCCCGCAAAUCCCUGCAUCAACGCAAGAGGAUUGAAAUGGAGAGCGAUGGUUCAACGGAGGAGACAGACUCCUCGGAGAAUUAACACAUGUGGAUUGUUAUUACUUCUUUUAUGAUACAACGUUAGUUCUGGUUCACCAUUUUGAUUAGGCAACUGGGGCUGAUAUCUUGUAUGCAUUGGGAUGUUAGGCAAUGGGAUGUAUUUAUUGUUUGCAUCACUUCGCACUGUAUCACUAUACUUUUCCUAUUGUAGUUUCAAAUAAAAUUAAACAAAAUAACUGG
Messenger RNA from Paramisgurnus dabryanus, 1267 nucleotides. Lineage: Eukaryota; Metazoa; Chordata; Actinopteri; Cypriniformes; Cobitidae. The record is from RefSeq and is a predicted model, not a curated record.